Lonchura striata (white-rumped munia) is the source of this 5637-nucleotide messenger RNA. RefSeq names its product serine/threonine/tyrosine interacting like 2 (gene STYXL2). The record is from RefSeq and is a predicted model, not a curated record. Gene Ontology annotation, cellular component: cytoplasm. Gene Ontology annotation, molecular function: MAP kinase phosphatase activity; protein tyrosine/serine/threonine phosphatase activity. Gene Ontology annotation, biological process: negative regulation of MAPK cascade; protein dephosphorylation. NCBI's taxonomy places the organism in Eukaryota, Metazoa, Chordata, Aves, Passeriformes, Estrildidae.
UCGAUGAAGAAGCAGUAGAGAGAGUGAGAGGGGGCAGCUGGUUGCUUUCCCCCCAGUACUGUUCCUUGCUGUCUUCAGUGGACUCCUUUGCUGUGCCACCAGCAGAGACCCCCAGUGGAGCCAUCAGGCACAGGGCGGAUCCCCAGCAGCCGCCAUGGCCAGCGGCAGAGAUUCGGACAGCGAGCCGGCGGUGCCCGAGGAGGAGGAGGAGGAGGGCCCGGACGUGAAGGCCGUGCAGGCCCAUUACCUGCGCAGCCCCUCGCCCAGCCGGUAUUCAGUGAUAUCAGACACUGAUACAGAGAGCAUCUUCAUGGAGCCAAUCCAUCUGUCAUCUGCUGUGGCUGCCAAACAAAUCAUCAGUGAAGAGCUAAAGACAAAGGACGUCAGGGUAGACUCAGUGUGUCCCAGGAUGUUGGAGUCUGCGCAGCAGCUGAUGGUGGAAGACCUGUACAACCGAGUUAAGGAAAAGAUUGAUGACACCAGCUUGUUUAACACGCCGUGUGUGAUGGACUUGCAGAGGGCACUUGUGAAGGACAGGCUGGAGACCCCCAGGGACGCUGUGGAUGAAGUCUGGCCUAACGUCUUCAUAGCAGAAAAAAGUGUUGCAGUAAACAAAAGCCGUUUGAAGAGACUGGGCAUCACCCAUGUCCUGAAUGCAGCUCAUGGCACAGGUGUCUACACAGGUCCAAAUUUCUACAAUGGUCUCAAUAUCCAGUACUUAGGUAUUGAAGUGGAUGAUUUUCCAGAUACAGAUAUCUCCAAACACUUCCGCCCAGCUGCAGAGUUCCUUGACGAAGCCCUGUUGACUUACAGAGGCAGAAUCCUUGUCAGCAGUGAGAUGGGGAUCAGCCGCUCAGCUGUGCUGGUGGCUGCCUACCUGAUGAUCUACCACCACAUGACCAUUCUGGAGGCUCUGAUGACCCUGAGGAAGAAACGUGCCAUCUACCCCAACGAUGGCUUCCUGAAGCAGCUGCGGGAGCUCAAUGAGCAGCUGUUGGAGGAGCGAGAGCUGGAGCGUUCUGGAGAUGAGGACGUGACUCCAAGACAAAGUCCUCUUGCCUGUGCAGGGACUUCUUCACGGCUGUCUGGAGCUGGGGACUCAGGGAGCAUCAAGGGAGCCAAAGCUCACUCCAUCACAGUAGAAGAAGAGGACACCAGCAGCAUUCUGGGUAGUUUUAUGAGCUCCUCAUCAGUGGAAAAAACUAGCUGGGUUUCGAAACACUCCACCCUGAUCAGUGAGGAGGAAGAGGAACAAUUGUAUGAGGAAUGGAGGAGGAAACAAGGCCUAUCUGAAAAGGAAGCAGGAGUUCACCAUGAAAGAAAAACAUCUCCAAAGCAUUUGGAUCAGGAAGAGGAGCAAUCUGAUGAGGAUGUGGAAUGGAGGAUCCACGACUGGCAGCGCAGAAAUGAGAAAUACCAGAUGGCGGGUACAGCCAGGGAGGAGAAUGAUGAAUGCAGCAUGGGAGAAAGACCUUACCCAUCAGGUGAAUUCAGUGAUGUUGAGAGUGUGAGCAGUUUUGAGAUUCGAACCCUAAAAAAACAGCUGGAAGCCAGUAGAUUUAGCAGGAUGAGGAGGAGCCGCACAGGCUCUAUGUCUUCUGAGAGCACCUGGGACAUGUGGAAUCAGAGGCUUCUGGAGAUUGAGAAAGAAGCUGCUCAGAGGUAUCGUUCUAGGAAUAAAACCCAUGGGGAAAGACAAUCCCCAGAAAUGGGAAGAAAGGAGAGGGAAGUGGAUGAGGAGAGUGUGUUUUCAGACUCCUCCUGUAGCUCCUUCUACAAUUUCUGCCAAAAGAACAAGGACAAGUUGACUCCUCUAGAAAGGUGGAAGGUCAAGAGGAUCCAGUUUGGCUUUCACAAGAAGGAUUUAGAACCAUCAUCUGCACCAUCUCCAGCAGAGGAUGGCAGCCAGGCAGGUCAGGAGGAAACAGAAGGGAAGAGUUUGUCAGAUAUUGAUCUGACUGCUUACCAGGCUUGGAAGAUGAAGCGGCAGAAGAAGGUGGGCAGUGAAAGCAGCAAGGAGGAAUUUGUGGAAUUUGCCAAAACUGAGGAUUCUGCUUCAGCUAAAAAGAAGCAGAGGCGUGUAGAGCUCCUUGAACGUUCAAAGAAAAUUUUAGAAGAAAGCCAGUCCAUGUGCAGCUGGGAGACAGAGAGCACAAUGAGUGGGAGUAUUCCCCUGUCAGCUUUCUGGGCUUCAGCGCCUUCUGCAAGUGGUGCCGACGAUGCAGCUUCUGCCCUGAGUAUGCAGACAAAUCAUUCAUCUCUGUCACAGACCAGGAGUUGUACUGGAGCAAUGCAGCUGCAAAUGCCAAAUAUACCCCUUCCCAAUCUCCCAGUUGGCCCAGGUGACACAAUAUCUAUGGCAAGCAUUCAGAACUGGAUCGCUAACGUGGUCAGUGAAACCAUUGCUCAAAAGCAAAAUGAGAUCCUGAUGCUGUCCCGUCCAUCGUCCGCCAUGGCCUCCCUGUCAGGAGACCUUGGCAGGCGUGCAGAUGAUGACAAGGCUUCUCUUCUCAGUGCUCAGAGUGGCUCAUCCCUUGCUGCCUCUCAGCUCCACCAGCAGGACCUGCGCAGGGCUGAGUCUCAAUCUGUGCUGUCUUGCAAUACCUCCGUGAGUGCAAGGACAGAAGGGGCUACUUCAAACAUGAAGAUGACCCAGACAAGCAAACCACUGUACAGCCUCUUUGCUGAUGAUGUUGACCUAAAGAAACUCAGGAAGAAGGAGAAGGAGAUGCAAAUGGAAAUGAGAGAAAAAAUGUCAGACUAUCAAAUUGAAAAGGUGAUCCGAGACAAUAAACGCAGCACUUUAUUCAAAAAAAAGGUGACCAAAGCAGAGGAAAAUGAAACAGAAGAUGACAGAGAGAGUACAACAAACAGCCACAGGUGUCCCUUGCAAGCAGAUUUUGACAGAACUGAUGCAGUCUUUGAUCUGUCUAGUCAACCUGCAACCUCAGGUGCACUGAAGUCAGAGGUAGAUACUGAUAUUUCCAAGUGGCUCAAUGGCCUGAAAGCAGAAAGAGAACCACCAUCAUAUUAUGAUCAGUCUGAGAAAGCUAGAGAGAAAUAUAGCAGAUCAUCCAAAAUUAGACAGAUGGAUUCUGAGACAUCCAGUUACAGAUUCUGCAGAUCCCAAAGAAAAGAGCAAGAUAGCUGUUCUUCCUAUGAGUCAACAGGAGAUUCACUGAGAACCAUGUCAAGAUUUUCCUCUGCUUCUGCAAAAGAGGACAAAAAGAUGUACAAGUUCACAAGGUCCAGGGUCAGUGAGACAAGUUCCAGAGGAAACAGCCCAGAGGUGCAUGUUUUCAGCCAGUCACCUGAACCACCCUUUGAAUCUGAAUCCCCUGAACCAUCUACACAGAGCCGAGUUAGAGCUCAUCAUGUGGAGGCAUGUGAAGAGGAGGCCAGGUCAGACGUGUCAGAAUGUGGAGCAAAGAGAAAGUUCACCCAGAGCUUUUCAAAGUCUGAAGAGGAUGGAAAGAAGGAGGCAAAAGUGGAGCAAAGUGAAGAAAGGUUUGCAUCUAGGCAGGUCUCUCAGUACAGGCGAAGCACACGUAAAGAAGAGGAAGAAGAGAUGGAUGAUGAUGCCAUUAUUGCUGCUUGGAGAAGCCGACUAGAAGAAACUACAGCAAAGCUGCAGCGGAGAAGGGAAGAGUGACCAAGAUCAGACUACAGGAACACAAGCAAAGCUACAGAGUCCCUGAAUCACUCACUCAUCAUUAUAUUUUUGAUAAUCCUUUGUGGUUUGUAGGGCAUUUCCUGCAGAUAGUUCUCUUCUUAAUCAAAAGCGAUGAAGGGAAGAGGUCAAGUUCUGCAAGUGUUUGUGGUUUUUCAGAAAGAAGAUGCUGGUAUUAAAUGAUCAAUGUAGGUAGGAACACAAUGUUAGAAGCCAUUAGGAGCCAGACGAUGUUUCAGCAGCAAAAGCAGGUAAUGGUGACACCUCAAGUCAAAAGACCAAUCACAUCCCAUUUUGGUUAUUUCAAUUUCCUUGUGUCAUUAAAGACUGGACAUGUUUUUUCUAGGAUCUUUUUGAUCAUAAAUGGAAGAAGCCAACAGCCUUUUCUAGGAACUUAAAGAAUGUUUUUCUCUUAAUCAGUUUUACUUUAUACGACUGAGAAGAUAUUACCAGGCUCCAUUUUCUGCACCAGCCUUACAAAUGUCUAGAGAAAUAAGACAGUUUACGGGAAUACAUGUUCUGUUUUACUUGACUAAGUAGCAGAAGCAAAGUGGAAUACUAGAAAAAAGAAGAUACCUCCUGUUUAGAAGUUCAGUGCAGUAAUGAAUGUAUUCAUUGUUUUCUAUUAGAUGGAGUCAUCUCUGCUCCAGUAUGGUUGGUUCCUCCUAAUAACUUCAAGUCAACAAAGGAAAAAUGCAGUAAUAUUAGCAGCCAUACAAAAAUAAUUUUUUGAUGUAGUUAAAGAGAAAGAGUUAGGAUUAGUGUUAGUGUAGGCUGAGUAUUGACUUCACUUUGGUUAUGUAUGCAGCUCAGCUUAAGUCAAUGCUUUUGUGUUUAUAGUCUGAUUAAUUUUCAACAUGAUUGCCUUGAAAGAGAGGAGCAAUACACACACUAACCUCAUAAUAAAAUUGUUUAAUUAGACUGUAGGUGUAAGGCAUCUUACACCUAAGGAGAAGUAUUGUGUCUGUGAAGGUGGCACCUGGAAGCUUGUUUUUAGGAGGUGGUGGUAGGUUCAAGUGGCAUCUUACAGUUAAAGUGUUCUUUGUAUCCUGAGCCACACAGGAACAAGCCCAGCCUCCAUGGUAACUGAGUACUCCAGGUUAAGAGCCUUGGGUCUUUCCAUGCCCUGCAGAGCCUUGUGAGCUUGUCUGACAGAACCCACCAGCUUGCCACAGCAUCACUUGUGUGUCUUUCCACACCACAGCACCCAACCCUCACCAGUCAACAUCCUCCACCUCUCUCUUAUAAGCACAUAGGCCAGUUUCUACUGACUUUGACUCUGGAAUUAUCAGUUCCCUCUUCUGUACAGACUGUAUUUUGAACCAACAAAGCCCUCUGGCAGAGCUGAAUCUAAAACAACAAUGGAGGGAUGAUGCAGUAGUGCUCUCUCACAGGAAGUUUGUCUUUUUCUUGUAAUCUCUUUUCCCUCCUACUGUGAUGCUUAGAGCUCACCAUUACCAUUAUGCUAGUACCUCUCCCUAUUUUAAUUGUGUAAUGCAGACAGCAAUCUCCACAGGGCAAGGGCCUGCUCUUUGUCCCUGUCUGUAUGGCGCUACACACAUCAGCAAUGCUAUCUAAAUAAUGGUUACUGAUAACAAAAUGCAGCUGGCAAUUUUCCUAAACUUAGAAUCAUUUCUCUCAACUAUAACUCACUGAUCAGACAUUAUCCCUGCUUCUCUGAAGAUAAAGAUGAUUCUUUCUGACAGCCAGGACUGGGGUAAAUGAUAGCUACUUAUUGUCAGGUGAAUGGAGUCUCACAAUCAGGUGAUUAACCAGUAACAAAGGUAGAAAAAAUAAGAGAAAUCACUUACUUGUGUGGGUUGUUUUGGGAUUUGGGUUUUUUUUUUAGUAAACUCAGAUUACAUUUCUGAAAUAUAUAAGGGACAUGGUUGUGCUAAUGUUUCAGGCAUGCAGAGAUGCUCUAUGGUUUAUAAUGCUCUUCUACUAUAAAAUGGUAUAUAAUACAA